CUUUCCCUCCCUGUCUCUUUCUCUCCCACUUAUGCUGUUCGUCCGGAGUCCGAACUACAUCCCAAUUAGAAUUCUGUCAUCCGACCCUCCACUUACCGCCAGUCGCGUUAGCUUUCGGAUCUCACACCCUUUUGGUGAUUCUGCAUCUACUGCAUUGGAGGAAGAAAUCUCAAGCUUGUGACCCUCUCCUAAGACAGAAUCCGGAUUUCAUCCAGUAGUGUUUCAAUUGAGCGACGACGAUCUAUGGGCUCAUGUCUAAUAUGGUACUGAAUACUGAAAUUCAACUCUUAAAAAUUGGCAAUCCAACUGUGCUGCAAGAAUGCUGCCAGCACAGCUACAUCCAUCCCAAGAAGUUGACCGGGACUGGAGGGAAGAUUGGGAGUGCUGCACUGUGGGACUAGCCAUAUCCAUUCUUCACUAAGACGAAAAAACAAUACCACGAGUCAGAUCGCCGUGAGAACUGCCGUAAGCGAGUGCUGGUUGUUGUCAAUACCCCACAAUACUACCGAACAAAUGGCUACUCCCUCCACUUCUGUCAAACUACAUAUGGCGGGGUACAUCCCCCGCCUCAACCCCAAGGGCAAACUUGGGCAGCUUAAAGCUAACCGCCCUCGUCUUUUCUGGCUGUGCGUUGUGUCACUGCUGUCCAUCAUGUUGUUGAUACCUGCUCUCGCUUGCGGGCUGUAUUUUGGCCUUGUACAUUCUCAUCCACAUGGACGGAGCAGUUCUGUACCGUUGACUGUUGACCUGGGUUACUCGAAGUACGAGGGAGCGCGCGCUGAGAAAGGCGUUACGCAGUGGUUUGGGAUUCGGUAUGCUGCUGCUCCAAUUGGGGAUCUGAGAUUUAGAGCUCCGAGGGACCCUCCUGCGAAUGCUACACUUCAAGUAGCAAAUAAGCAUGGAUCUGUAUGCCUCGGUUCACCAUCAACAAGUCUCGAUACGACAAAGUCAGAAGAUUGUCUGUUCCUAGACGUCUAUGCACCGACCGACAACUCCAAACCACAUCCAGUAUAUGUGUACUUCCAAGGAGGCGGCUUCAACUCCAACGGCUCCCCCAACCUGAAUGCCAACAAACUGAUCAAUGCCGGAGACCGUGAUAUCGUCGUCGUUACCUUCAAUUACCGAGUCGGUCCGUAUGGCUUCCUCGCCAGUAAAGAAGUCAAAGCCAAUGGGGAUUUGAACAAUGGCAACCUGGAUCAGAGGAAAGUUCUUCAAUGGGUACAGAAGAACAUCCACCUUUUCGGCGGUGACCCAACACACGUCACCAUCGGUGGCGCCUCAGCAGGCGGCGCCUCCGUCGACCUCCACAUGACCGCCUAUGGUGGAAGAGACGACAAGCUCUUCCACGCCGCCGCAGCAGAAUCUCAAUCCUUCGGGUAUCAACUCACAAUCUCCGAAUCUCAAUACCAAUACGACGCUCUGGUCAAACGUGUAGGCUGCGCCAAAUCACCGGAUACAUUGAAAUGUCUCCGCGCUCUCCCUAUUGAGACCAUCGCGUCUAACAACCCCAACUUACCGUAUCCCAACGGACCGGGCGGGUUGCCCAAUUACAUGUGGAGCAACACUAUCGAUGGGGUGUUCACGACGGACUACACGUAUAACCUGUUUGCUCAGGGGAAAUUCGUGAAAGUGCCAUCAAUAUUCGGGUCAACUACUAACGAAGGGACGGUGUUCACGCCCGCGAAUCUGAGCAGUGUGCAAGAUGUGAAUAAUUUCCUUCAGGACAACUUCCCAAAAUUGACGUCUAGCCAGCUCGCAAAAAUUGAUGUGCUGUAUCCGAAAGCAGAGCAGUAUCCUGGGAAGGGUACGUAUUGGAAGACGGGCGCGAACGCGUAUGGUGAUAUGAGGUAUAUCUGUCCGGGGAUAUACAUUAGUUCUGCGAUUUUAGGGCGAGGAAUGCAGUCCAGUUGGAAUUAUCACUGGGACGUCCUCUCCCCUGCCAACGCCGCUUCCGGCUUGGGCGUCACACACGCCGUAACAACACCCAGUAUCUGGGGAACGUCAACUGCACCAGAUAGUGCUCUGACACCUACCAUCCAGGCAUACUGGACGUCGUUUAUUCGCUCCAAGGAUCCGAAUACGUAUAAACUCUCUGCGUCUCCGAGGUGGGAGACUUUUGGGACGGGUGAUGUGAAGCGCGUGCUUUUUCCGAAUGAUCCGAAGAAGGUGAGGAUGGAGAGCGUGCCUGGAGAUCAGAGGACGAGGUGUGGGUACUUGAGUGGUAUUGGUGGAGAGAUUGGGCAGUAGGGAGUUAUUGGCUUGGUUGUCAUUGCGGUUGUGGCUGUUGAGAGCGUUAAUACCCAAAAUCAUACAUGCGGUGGUGGUGGUACCUGAAUGGUUACAUGUUGCAAGGAUGAUAGGUCGUGAUUCGAUUUGGCCAUGGGGAGUUGGGGCUUGGUCUCCUCGCAAUUUUUGAAAUUCCUGCAUAUUUGCGCAUUGCAUCGAUCCAAUCUCCAUUGGGAGGCUUCAAUUCAGACAAAGGCGUGAGCGAGACACAGCAUGGAAGAAAAACUCCGAGAACAUCAAGCGAUCAUAGUUCUGAACAUAUCCACGAUAUCUUUGUAUGAUACAGUAUAUGUACAGCCUAUUCAGGUUUCCAUUUACAUCCGGAAACGUUUUAGUAUCGAAUUGUCAGGCUUCACCAUCAGCCAGCCCGUUUAGCA
Cadophora gregata is the source of this 2663-nucleotide messenger RNA. RefSeq lists its product as uncharacterized. The coding region runs from base 514 to 2247 and encodes 577 amino acids. Lineage: Eukaryota; Fungi; Ascomycota; Leotiomycetes; Helotiales; Ploettnerulaceae. The transcript has 6 exons. The record is from RefSeq and is a predicted model, not a curated record.